UAACUAAAGAUGGAAACACUGGAGUCAGAACUGACUUGCCCAAUUUGCCUAGAGUUGUUUGAAGACCCCCUGCUGCUGCCGUGUGCUCACAGCCUCUGCUUCAGCUGCGCCCACCGCAUCCUGGCCUCCAGCGGCUCCUCCGGCGAGCCCCUGGAGCCCCUGGGCGCCUUCCAGUGUCCCACGUGCCGCUAUGUCAUCUCCCUCAACCAUCGGGGCCUGGAGGGCCUCAAGCGCAAUGUAACCCUGCAGAACAUCAUCGACCGCUUCCAGAAGGCCUCCCUCAGUGGGCCCAACUCCCCCGGUGAGAACUGCCGUGAGCGGCUCUAUCGCCAGAGCCCGACCAUGUCGACGGCGGGCGACCGGAUCGCAUGCCAGUUCUGCGAGCAGGAUCCCCCGCGGGACGCCGUCAAGACCUGCAUCACCUGCGAGGUCUCCUACUGCGACCGCUGCCUGCGAGCCACGCACCCCAACAAGAAGCCCUUCACCAGCCACCGGCUGGUGGAGCCGGUGCCGGACGCCCACUUCCGCGGGCUGACCUGUCUCGAGCAUGAGAACGAGAAGGUGAACAUGUACUGUGUGGCUGAUGACCAGCUCAUCUGUGCCUUAUGCAAACUGGUGGGGCGGCACCGGGAUCACCAGGUGGCGUCUCUGAGCGAUCGGUUCGAGAAGCUCAAGCAAACACUGGAGAUGAACCUCACCAACCUGGUUAAACGAAAUAGUGAGCUGGAAAACCAGAUGGCCAAACUGAUACAGAUCUGCCAGCAGGUGGAGGUGAACACAGCCAUGCAUGAGGCCAAGCUGAUGGAGGAAUGUGAUGAGCUGAUGGAGAUCAUCCGUCAGCGCAAGCAAGUGAUUGCUGUCAAGAUCAAAGAAACCAAGGUGAUGAAGCUGAGGAAGCUGGCCCAGCAGGUCGCCAACUGCCGACAGUGCCUGGAGCGGUCGACCGCCCUCAUCAACCAAGCUGAGCAUAUCCUGAAAGAGAACGACCACGCACGGUUCCUGCAGACAGCAAAAAACGUGGCUGAGAGGGUCGCCAUGGCAACUGCAUCCUCUCAAGUUUUGAUACCCGAUAUCAAUUUUAACGAUGCCUUUGAAAACUUUGCUUUAGAUUUUUCCAGAGAGAAGAAACUGCUGGAGGGGCUGGAUUAUCUAACAGCACCCAACCCACCUCUGGUCCGUGAAGAGCUUUGCACUGCCUCCCACGACACGAUCACUGUCCACUGGAUCUCAGAUGAUGAGUUCAGCGUCAGCUCUUACGAGCUCCAGUACACCAUCUUCACCGGCCAGGCCAACUUCAUCAGCCUGUACAACUCCAUGGACAGCUGGAUGAUUGUCCCCAACAUCAAGCAGAACCACUACACGGUGCACGGGCUGCAGAGUGGCACGCGGUACAUCUUCCUGGUCAAGGCGAUCAACCAGGCUGGCAGCCGGAACAGUGAACCUGCCAGACUGAAGACAAACAGCCAGCCCUUCAAGCUGGAUCCCAAGAUGGCCCACAAGAAGCUCAGGAUCUCCAAUGAUGGACUCCAGAUGGAGAAAGAUGAGAGCUCUCUGAAGAAGAGCCACACGCCUGAGAGGUUCAGCGGGACGGGGUGCUAUGGCGCGGCGGGCAAUGUCUUCAUCGACAGCGGCUGCCACUACUGGGAGGUGACGGUGGGCGCCUCCACCUGGUACGCCAUCGGCAUCGCCUACAAAUCAGCCCCGAAGAAUGAGUGGAUCGGCAAGAACUCCUCUUCCUGGGUCUUUUCCCGCUGUAACAAUAACUUUGUUGUGCGGCACAACAACAAGGAGAUGCUCGUGGACGUUCACCCACAGAUGAAGCGCCUGGGUGUUCUCCUGGACUACGACAACAAUGUCUUCUCCUUCUAUGACCCGGCCAACUCCCUCCACCUCCAUACCUUCGAGAUCGCCUUCAUCUUGCCUGUCUGCCCCACCUUCACCAUUUGGAACAAAUCUUUAAUGGUUGUCUCGGGUCUGCCUGCCCCAGACUUUAUAGACUACCCUGAGCAGCAGGAAUGUAACUGCCGGCCACAGGAAUCCCCGUACGUUUCAGGGAUGAAGACCUGCCAUUGAGGAGUCAGGAAGCCCUAUUCCCCUUCCAGCCAGGCCUCAGGAACUUCUGCGCAACAAGGCUGGGAGGUGGCCCCGUGUCUCCUCAUCUGGCCGACUUCUGGGUCCUGAUGGGACUUCCCCAGUUGGAGGGGGAGCGUGUGCUCAUGGGGCAGGGGUGACGGACUAAGCUUCAUUUUACGUUAUUUUAUUAUUUUUUGCUAGCACUACUGAAUUUUCUCCAAUGGAGUU
Varanus komodoensis (Komodo dragon) is the source of this 2301-nucleotide messenger RNA. RefSeq names its product probable E3 ubiquitin-protein ligase MID2. The record is from RefSeq and is a predicted model, not a curated record. Bases 10 to 2073 code for a protein of 687 amino acids. The transcript has 9 exons. Lineage: Eukaryota; Metazoa; Chordata; Lepidosauria; Squamata; Varanidae. Gene Ontology annotation, molecular function: zinc ion binding; protein binding.